UAGCCACGUCCUUCGAUGUGUCUGGUCCAAGCAAGGCACAGCCGCGCACCCUAAAGGGAGACCUAUUUGCGACACCACGCGUCGCCAUAAGGCCGCUCUUGUUCAGGAUGACUCGAAGACCCGGAACUAAGCCUUCGCUCUUGUAGUAUCGAUCGCAGUAGCGACAACGACAACUCAUUGCACUGAGCUCUUCUUUUUGAAUUAAGCAUGUCCAACCCAUCUUACGCCGAAAAGAAGAGCAAAACUUCGAAGACCCAGCAAUACCUGCCGGCCAAAUGCGUUCCGAGCCCAAGCAAAUUACUGCAAGCUAUCACCGACAGAGCCGGCGAAGGCAAUUUCCACAUCGAGAUGCAAAACAACAUGUAUAGCAUUGUACUCCACGACGACGAUGCUGACGCCCAAUGGAAAGAUAUUGGGGCUCUAUUCGACCAACUGGGCCUGCGAUCGAGCAACUCGCAUACAGAGGAGGACGCAUAGUCUCAUGAGGGAGACGUCCGGCGACGGAAGGGCGCCUCGAUGUGAACCUGUAGAAGCUUCAUAGCAAUCUUUACCUGCAUUAGAAACGGCUC
This is a messenger RNA of Boeremia exigua, 569 nucleotides long. RefSeq lists its product as uncharacterized. The transcript is spliced from 2 exons. The record is from RefSeq and is a predicted model, not a curated record. The coding region runs from base 208 to 477 and encodes 89 amino acids. NCBI's taxonomy places the organism in Eukaryota, Fungi, Ascomycota, Dothideomycetes, Pleosporales, Didymellaceae.